Messenger RNA from Penicillium alfredii, 438 nucleotides. Its product is annotated as response regulator. The transcript has 3 exons. Bases 1 to 438 code for a protein of 145 amino acids. Gene Ontology annotation, biological process: phosphorelay signal transduction system. The record is from RefSeq and is a predicted model, not a curated record. Lineage: Eukaryota; Fungi; Ascomycota; Eurotiomycetes; Eurotiales; Aspergillaceae.
AUGACACCGAUCACAUUUCCCGCCAUGACAUAUGGGUUGGGUCCGCGCAAAUACCAUAUGACCGAGUAUUCAUUGUGCCGGACCUCACCCAAGACGACGAAUAUAAGAACCAUCCCGAUGUCAUCAACUGACUUUUUCCAUGUCAAUGCGUCCUCGGCUGCUUUGGUCUUGAUGGAUAUUUCUAUGCCAGUCAUGGACGGCUUUGAAUCAUCGAGGCGAAUACGCGAGCUUGAAAAAGAGUUGAAAUCCAAGGCGCCAGUUAAGAUCGCUGCCCUGCCCGGUGUCGGCUUGCGCGACACCGAACGUGAAGCCAUCGGGUCUGGCAUGGAUUUGUUUAUGACCAAGUCCGUACACUUGGAAAGCCUGGUCCCGUUGAUAAAGGAAUGCGGGCUUAUGACCCGGGACUUGGCUCGGAAGCCAGGCAAGGGCACUGGCUGA